AUGGGAAAAAGGGUCAGAAUCGGAGCUCCCUCGGCUGACUUAGUGUCUUCUGCUAGUGGUGGGGAUGGCAGGGUGGCUGAGGGACUAUAUAUACUCCCGCCGGGGCAGUCAACAGAUGCAGUCCAAAGUGAUCAGUGUAUUCCAGACAUGUUUAAGUUUGUGCUUGUUGCUUCUCUCCUGGCUUUGGCCGCUGGUGCACCCCAAGGACCAUCCACCGAGCCGAUACCCAUCAUCAAGUACGUCAACGAGGUCAACUACGAUGGAACCUACAACUGGGAGUACGAGGCUGGAAACGGUAUCUUAGCGCAGGAGAGCGGCAGCGUAGCCGGUCCAGAGUCAGGAACCGCCGCCCAGGGCUCCUUCAGCUACCAAGGACCAGACGGACCCAUCUCCCUCACCUACACAGCUGACCAGAACGGCUUCGUCCCACAGGGCGCUCAUCUCCCAACCUCUCCUCCAAUCCCACCAGCAAUCCAGAGGGCUCUCGACUACUUGGCCACUUUGCCAUCCACACCCGAAACACCACAGAGGAGGUACUAAGUCUGCCGCUGAGACUGACUACGAUCGUCAGAACUACAAAUUGUCUGUCAUAUGCAUUGUAAAUAACUUCAAUAAACGUUAACCAUUUUCUAAUUUUU
This is a messenger RNA of Nezara viridula (southern green stink bug), 638 nucleotides long. Lineage: Eukaryota; Metazoa; Arthropoda; Insecta; Hemiptera; Pentatomidae. The record is from the annotation of a GenBank genome assembly.